Molecule: messenger RNA, 2673 nt
Organism: Echinostoma caproni
Lineage: Eukaryota; Metazoa; Platyhelminthes; Trematoda; Plagiorchiida; Echinostomatidae
Source: the annotation of a GenBank genome assembly
AUGUGCAUCGCCAGACGAGUCCCUCGACCAGACAUAAAAAAGGUAUCUACCAGUAGCCCUGAUCUGGUUAGCCCGGACGUGGUCCCCAAAUCCGACAAGGAUCGGAAAUCCACCAAUCGAUUUCACGACGACGACGAGGAAGUCUCAGUGAACUCAAUAAAAAACCAUGUUUUUCUGGGCAAUGGAUACAUUCCCGAAACGGCCCGUGCGAGGCCAGUUCACUCGUCUCGUACGCGUGUGGUGGCCGCACCACUGUCCAAGUCAGACAGUCCAGCAGUGAGCAGGUUCCGUGUUCAAAAUGGUCUGAUGCGUCCUAGUCCGUCUCCGGUCAAUGUGCGAACAGAUAUCCCACUUGGGAAACUGCGAAAGAAUAACAAUGUGCUACGCGAGGCACGAAGCACGAACUCCGUGGAUAGGAGACAGACAACAAGAAACACGCACGCGAAUACUCAGGUUGGGGCAAUCAAAGAGUUUGAACCAGUUCCAGCUGAAUCUCAUUGUCCUAUUCCGGACGAAAAGGCCGAUCUGACUACAACAAAGCAUUCCUAUACGCCAGAAUGUGCCGUGUCCGCUUGGUUACUACAGUGCAAUAAUGCAUCGGUGAUUUUGGACGAAAAUGAUGGAGAUGCUGACGGGGUGGUUGUCGUUAAAGAGAUGGCAGAGGAUGACAGCGGGAUUCUGGUACCGGAUUCAACCGAUUUAGAAGUAAAACCGACGGAACCGAUCCUCAGUGGCGACCCGUUGUCAAUGGAAUCGAGCAAUCAGUGGAACGCUCUUUUUUCUCGUCCCGUACCGAAUAAAUUAGCCCAUUCGGGAAACUUUGAGUUCGAUCGGCAACAAUCUGAACGGGUUCGAGAAAUGUUUGAAGAGAUUGACCGCAUGCUGUUCGACGCUACUGGGACCAAAUCUCCUACACCAUCGAUUCAUCCGUCUGGUCGAAAACCGCGACAUGCAGACCGUUGGAAUGUGACUGCAGUGAUAUUUACUAACUUCAUCAGUUCUUGCGAGUUCAAACCCUGUCUAUUUGAUGCAUUCAUUCAAUUCAAAUACUUGACUUAUUACACCGAAGGUUCUCACAACGUGAAAUAUCCGACAAAUUUUGAAAGUUCCUCAAACGAGUUCAAUUUCGAUUUGAGUCAUCUGAAAGGUGAAUGUUUGGAUUGGCUUUCACGGUUUCCUCAUUUGCGCAUUUGUGGGGAACAGAUUGUUCCUACACGUGAUUCCGGAUUCCAGUUCUACACCUCACCCCAUGAAAGAAUCAAAGGUGAUGCGAACACGUUGUCCUCGAAAUGUGUGUCUCCAACAGAGUCAAAAACACCCCGAGCAACAGAUAAUGGCGAAGCUGAAAAAGGUGAGGUAUUCACACCGAAAAAUUCCUCCCUGGUGUCCCGGUUGAAUACAUGCAAUCUUCAGGACCCCGGACAAGAGGAGGAAGAAAUAUUUGCAAUUCACGGGGAAUACGAAGAGGUUAUUGCAAUUGAUAUGGAUACCGUUUCUCAUCCAUCGGCAAAAGAUGUGCGUAAACCUCAGCACCGGCGAACGAAACGAACCGCUCGAACGGACCCGGAUCCGGUAGAUUCUCCCAUGGCCUCGAUUGCGCUACCCAAUCGCAAAACCCAAUUGCCUCUGAAGCUUGUUCAGUUGUUGAACAAAGAAAUCAAUCGGGACUUGAUCGGCUGGUUGCGAACAUUGAUCCUAGCUGAUAAAUCCGCUGCUCGCACAAACGAUUUGAUGGCUACGUUGAAUACACCCAUUUCUAAUCCCAACUGGUCGUCACACUUCAGCCGUCUCAGUCCACAGUCCACACUGUAUCCAAUGGCCGUAGUGACCAGUCGUCCAUUGUCCGGAGUACAUUCGAAAAUUGUCCCCAAUUCAUCGCGCAAAUCCAUUCCAUCCACGUUACAGACAAACAAUGAUUCGAUUGCCGGGUUUAACUCGUCCACGCCCAGUGUGGUCGGUGUAGCCGCCGGUUUUCACCCAAUCGGGCGAUUAGCUCCUCUGGAUCGGGUUCGCACACCUAGCGGUUCCCGAACGACAUCACAUGCGGACGAAAAUAUUGUUCCGGGGCUAGAUAUGACGUCACAUUCCUCCAUACAUUGGAACAAAAACCCAUUCGGUUCCAGUGUGCACACCACCGUGCCAACUCAAACGUACCCAUCUCAACACGCCACUGUCCUCACAGCUCCACAACAGUCCACUUUCGGAUCAUCUAAUGCAACUUCUAUUCCAGUGGACCAUAUGCCCUCCCGCGGAAGCUGCACAUUGCCACCAUUGGGCACUGGGUCAGUAACCCUGGGAAUGGCUCACGGCAGUACAGGUUCAUCAGUUCCUAAUGUGCCUUCAUUACCGAAUCCGUCCAAAGGCAGUGCAAUCAGCACUCGACUCGGUCCAGUCUCUGUUCAGUCCAUCCCGCACGCACCACCACCACCACCAUCACAAUCAGCAUCAACUAGCCAACAGGUAUUCACGCCCCAUGCUCCCACCCCAUCUCACUCUCAUGCCCCAGCUCUACGUGGGACCAGUGCCAAUUUAGUGACACAACAAAUCAACAACAGUGGAUUGUUGCUUUUAAACCGUGGACAAAAAUCAUGGAACCGCAAAGCACGCACUACACGAGUGAAACCGCUCACAAAGUUGAUCGAACGUAUUUGCUUCGCUGCGGUGAUACGAUGA